GGUUUGAUCGACCAAUCACGGAGGAGGAACUCCUUACUACAGUGAAAAGCAUGGCAAGCGGCAAGGCACCAGGGGAGGAUGGGCUCCCCCUGGAGUUUAUGAAACCUUCUUCUCAGUCUUUGCAGCGGACCUUGUAGGGCUAUUCAAUGAUGUCCUGCAGGGGGGCAGUCUGGGUAGAACAAUGUCGCGGGGGGUGAUCUCUUUGCUGUUCAAGAAAGGAGACCGCAGCGAAGUAAGGAAUUGGAGGCCAAUCUCCCUCCUGAACGUAGGCUAUAAACUUCUGGCGAAAACGUUGGCCAAUCACCUAGCCAAAUUCCUUCUGAAUUUGGUUCAGAGGGAUCAGGGUGCCUUCGUCCAAGGAAGGUCCAUUUUCGAGAACAUCCUUACAGCGAUUGAGGCUUUGGAAUUGGUGGACCGUGAAGAGGCGAAUGUGGCAGUCUUGCUCCUGGACCUUGAGAAGGCGUAUGAUAGGGUGAAUUGGCCUUUUGUUUUGACGACGCUGAAGGUGGUGGGCUUCGGCGACCAAUUUUGUAGCUGGGUGAAGGCCUUGUACUGUUUCUCAACGGCAGCUGUGUGCGUAAACGGACAAUUUUCGGAGGAAUUUUGCCUCACACAGUCUCUGCGGCAGGGAUGCCCCCUGGCUCCACUGCUCUUCGUGUUGCAUCUGGAGCCAUUGCUCUGUAACAUUCGCUGCCACCCUGAAAUCACAGGCCUGAUGCUCCACAACGGAAGAGAGAGUAGGGUUAAGGCGUUGGCUGACGAUCUCUUUGCUAUCUUGCAAAAUUCCUACCGAUCCUUAGACGCUCUGAAAAGUUGUUUGGUAAAGUUUGGGGAGCUCUCGGAGGCAGCAGUCAAUUGGAAUAAGUCAGUGUUCUUUCUUCCACGGAGGUUUUCUCUGAGUGUGCAGUGGGGAAUGGAGAGGGUACCGGAGGAAGCAGCAGAACGGUUCCUGGGGGUGCAAGUUGCUUUGGGAGAUUGCUCUUCCUCUCAGGAUCUGAUUCUACAGGAAAGGGUGACGAAAAGGGUCAGAAGUUGGGGGAGAGGGCGGCACCUCUCUAUUAUUGGGAGAGCGCUGGUAGUUAUGGUAUCAGCGUUUGCACUGCUAUGGUAUGUGGCGGCUGUUCGGCGAAUCGCCCCUAGCACACUUAAGACGGUCAGAGGUGUCGCUAGAAGGUUCAUAUGGAAACCUGACAGCAAAGAAGACACAGGCUUUAUUUCCAAGGUGGCCUGUGACUCGAUCUGCCUUCCAAGAGAAGAGGGGGGGCUUGCUUUGAUUGAUCCAGCUCUCCAAAACUCAGCCUUGUUGGGGAAGUGGUUAGUGAGGGUGGCUACUGGGGAUCAGGAAGCGGACUGGUUACUGUUGGCAGAGAUACUGUUGGCCAAGGACUGGGAGUUAGUUCGACCUCGGGACGUGUGGGUAGCCAUAAUGACCGACACUUUCUGUAGGCGGCGUCCUAACUCUAGGUUCUGGAGGGAUGUUCUCCUGGCCUGGAAGAAAGUUACACCGAACUUGCUCAGGCCGCCGAAGACGAAAGAGGAGGUCAAAAGAUGGCCGCUGUUCGAAAAUCAAUGGAUUACUGAUGAUGAUGGCCAAUGGUUUUCUCUGGAAAAAAAGCCAGGGAACUUCGCUCUCAGUUGGCUGAGAAAGGGGGUAUCUACGGUAGGGGAUUUGUGGGAUAGCUUGACCAAUCAAUGGAAAUCUCCUCAGGAGUUGAAGGUGGUGCUGGGGCAGCUCCCUGAGCAGGAAACAAGAGCGACUCUUUUGAGAAGUGCUAUCCCUGGGGAAUGGAAAGAAAUUCUGGGUCCGUCAGGUGUGGACAAACCAGGAACGUGGUAAAAGAGGGAAGACGGAGUGGAUAGCUUGUUCUAUAGACUUGAGAGUUGGACAGAGGAGGGGUUGGGGUAAAUGCUGGAUGGAGACUUACAAGCAACAAAAUUUGACACAGCCACAGCUGGAACGGGUGGGAAUGGAGCUGCAUUACGGGCUGGGCGGUUUCGUGGAGAUAAGAGUGACCCUUCAGCCUCCAAAGGAGGUAGGCUGUCCAAUGAUUCCGGCCUUGGUGUGUGGCGGGAUUCCUCUGAGGGAGCUGAGAAUAGACCCAGCCUGUUGGGGUUGGCCGUGGAACGGGAAGUCAGAAAUGGGGCUGGAUAAGUUGAACUGCGCUCUUCUUCAGAAAAUGAAAGUUGAACCGAUCG
Chara braunii is the source of this 2196-nucleotide messenger RNA. Lineage: Eukaryota; Viridiplantae; Streptophyta; Charophyceae; Charales; Characeae. The record is from the annotation of a GenBank genome assembly.